This is a messenger RNA of Salmo salar (Atlantic salmon), 890 nucleotides long. RefSeq names its product nucleophosmin/nucleoplasmin, 3 (gene npm3). Gene Ontology annotation, molecular function: chromatin binding; RNA binding; histone binding. Gene Ontology annotation, cellular component: nucleoplasm; nucleolus; cytoplasm. The record is from RefSeq and is marked provisional. Gene Ontology annotation, biological process: chromatin remodeling. NCBI's taxonomy places the organism in Eukaryota, Metazoa, Chordata, Actinopteri, Salmoniformes, Salmonidae.
GUAUCUCUUGAAUGCGAGACUGAUCUUCCAUCGAGCUAGCUAAUACAUUUACUUUAUUUUCACAUAAAUUAUGUCACACAGUCACGGAGAAGACGAUUGCUGCUCGGAAGACCACGGGAGUGUUGGCCAAUCGAGAUUGGAGAGCUAUGUAUUCAGUUGUGAAUUAUCCUCCAAAGUACCGUUCUACACAUUCCAAGGGGAUGAAGAGGAGGAUUUGGAACACUUUCUCGAGCUACGGACGGUUUGCUUGGGAGAGGGAGCGAAGGAGGAGAGUAAUGUGGUGGAGGUGACUGCUAUGAACCACCAGGGGAAAACUAUUUCUGUACCUGUCGCCAACCUCCAUAUCAACUGCUUGCCAAUGGUGAGUCUUGGGGAGUUUGAGCUGAAGGCCCCUGUCACCAUUAGACUGAAGUCGGGUACCGGACCAGUGACCGUUAGCGGUCUGCACCUCAUUGCCUCUGACAACGCUGACUCUGACUUGUCUAGCGAAGAAGAAGACUUGGACGAAGAGAUAAUCCCCAUCAAACCAGCCAAAAAGAAACAGAAGUUGUAAAGGGACUGGAUAUCUGAUUAACAAAUGUUUUUUUUAGGGAAUAAAGAUCUUGUACCAAUAGGAAACAUGAAAUUCACAUUCUCUAUCCCACUGCAAAGUUGUUUAGGAAUGUGGGAAGAAAAAUACCGUGGGGAAAUUAUGGAUGAAAGGUGCACGAAUAUGGACCUCAUUUUUGAUCUUUGAUUGUGGCCAUGUUUGCGUUGUGGUUACUGAACCAUGUCCUAGGGAUUAGUCUACUCUUUUUGGCCUGUUGGAGCGAGCUCUUGUUUUCAACUGCGGAAGUGUUUGGGUUCAUUAUAAAGAAUCAAUUGCAAUGUAUUAAAUACAAUCAAGAUCC